AUUUUAUUUUUCAUUAUAUCCAUACAUUAUUUUAAAAUAAUCUUCAUAUUAAUCAAAUUAUUCAUUUUUUUAAUUAAACUUUAUUUUUUCUCGAAAUUUUAUUAUUUAAUUUAUCUUAUUUUCUCAUAUAUAUUUCCUUUAUCAUAUAUUUAAUAUGGAAUUUAUGUAAUAAAUUACUAAUCAGUAGGCUCUUCGACAUUUUUAUAUUACUUUUUUUUCUCUACUAGUUUUUUUAUUUGAAUCAAAAUUAACCUUUGUGAAUAUUUUUGCAUUAUUUAUUUAUUUUUUUAUAAAAUCUAACCUUUUUUAUCCUCCAGUAUAUUUUUCUAAACCUAGAUAAAGGCAAAAGCUUCCGUUAUUUUUUCAGAAAUAGAUAUAUUUUAACCCAAAAGCUUAUCUUUGAAAAUUUAUAAACAGUUAAUAUAGGCUAAAUCCUUCUUAAUUAAAGGAGAUUCAUUCAAUUCACUAUCUUAUUGGCUUAAUUUUGUAUAUAAAUUAAAGAUUUAUCUUUCAUCUUUUUAUAAUCUUAAUAAAUCAACCUAAAUUUUGUCUCUAAGUAAUUCUUCGUUUGUUUUUUUGGAUGUUUUUAUAUGAUUUUACAUAUCUUUUAUAUAGCUGUUUAAAUUUUCGUACUCAUAUUUAAUUUGGUGGAAAUCAGAUUGAAUUUCGAUUAGAGAUUUUGAUUA
Molecule: messenger RNA, 686 nt
Organism: Ichthyophthirius multifiliis
Lineage: Eukaryota; Ciliophora; Oligohymenophorea; Hymenostomatida
Exons: 1
Source: RefSeq, a predicted model, not a curated record